Poecilia reticulata (guppy) is the source of this 6650-nucleotide messenger RNA. RefSeq names its product inositol polyphosphate-4-phosphatase type I Aa (gene inpp4aa). The record is from RefSeq and is a predicted model, not a curated record. NCBI's taxonomy places the organism in Eukaryota, Metazoa, Chordata, Actinopteri, Cyprinodontiformes, Poeciliidae. Gene Ontology annotation, cellular component: cytoplasm. Gene Ontology annotation, molecular function: phosphatidylinositol-3,4-bisphosphate 4-phosphatase activity.
ACGUCUGGAUGUGUCAGAGGGAGUCAGGGCGAGUCUGGACUGCAGGCAUCGUCAUUGCAACCAGGAUGCGCAUCAGCGAGACGAGAAGCCUUCACCUCUUUCCUACAGAUUUAUCACAAUCAAGCGCCUGAAAAUAAAAGGGAGAGCAACAAAGAAACGGCAGCUGCGCACAACGUGACAGGCCAGUUUUAAUCUCUUCUCUUCAAGCUCUUUCCGCUGAAACCCAUCGUUUGCCCCGACGCCAGCCCACCAUGUCUGGGAAGGAGCGCAGCCCCCGCCACCGGCCGUGGUCGGUCUACCGGGCCAACACCUUUGAUCUCUCAGCGGAGAUGAUGGGGCUAGCGCUCUCAGGCAGCAGUCAAGAUCCAGAUGAACCGGUUCUGGAGUUCAGUGUGGCCUGCAGUGAGCUGGUCACGCCCUCUCUGGACCGCAAGCCAACCAGCUUUGUGGCCGUCAGCUGCACCACACCGCCGCAGGCCUUCUGGACUAAACACGCCCAAACCGAAAUCAUAGAGGGCACCAGUAACCCCAUCUACCUGAGCAGCAUAGCGUUCUUUCAGGACUCGCUCAUCACCCAGCAAACUCAGGUCAAACUCUCUGUCUAUGACGUGAAGGAUCGAUCACAGGGCACGAUGUACAUGCUUGGGUCGUCCAUGUUUUCUGUAAAGGAGCUGCUGCAGGACAAACACCACAGACUGCACUUGACUCUAAGGUCAGCAGAGAAUGAACGUGUGGGCAACAUCACAGUCAUCGCCUGGCAAAUAGAGGAGAAGCGUGAACAGAGAGCACCAGUCGCAAGAUUACAGCGGGGGGAUACGGUCAAUGGAAGGAUGGUUCUCCCAGUGGAUGAAAGCCUGACCGGAUCCACGGCUAUUAAAUCCAAGUCUUCGUCUUUAUGUAAAGAUCCGAUGCUAAAGGCAGUUUGUGGAGGUGUGAUGUCACGGACGUAUCGUUUCCCAACCACGGAUGGAAACCACCUGCGCGUCCUGGAGCAGAUGGCUGAAAGCGUCCUCUCCUUGCAUAUUCCUCGACAGUUCGUCAAACUGCUGCUGGAGGAGGACGCCGUGAGGGUGUGUGAGCUGGAGGAGCUGGGCGAGCUCGCUCCGUGUCGGGAGAAUCUCAGGAGGCAGAUCAUCACUCAGUAUCAGACUAUCAUCCUCACAUACCAGGAGACCAUAAGUGACCUGCAUGAAUACAAAGGACCUUCGUUUAAGCCCAGCACCUUAAAAGCGGAGAGGAAGUUGGAAUUCAUUCCCACCAACCUGCACAUCCAGCGGAUGAGAGUUCAGGGAGAGACGGGUUACGAUUGGACGUAUGACGUCGUGACCAUAGGGGCUCCUGCAGCACAUCAUCAGGGCUUCAAAGGCUGCGGCCUCAGAAAACUGCUGCACAAGCUUGAAGAAGCCAGGAAACACACUUAUGAGGAAGAGAGCUCUGCUGGCUUCGGCUCGAAAGGAAUGACCUACCAGCCUCAGGAUGUCGUUAAAGCGAAGGAGCUGAUUGCUCAGAUCAACACUCUGAAGACGCAGGUGUGUUACUACACCGAACGUCUGUCCAGAGCCGCCAAGGAACGCUCAUCCAACGCUCUGGAGAGAACUCUGGCCAUCCUAACGGAGAAGACCCGUCAGUUGGUGACAGUGUGCGACUCCAAGCUGCUGUCGUCAGCCAUCGUUGCCCUUGCCGCCGCCCGCCCUCAGUUUUCGCAGCAAAGUACCCCGUCCCCUUCCUCCUCUUCCCUCUCACCUUCUUCUCGCUCUCCAUCCCGUUCCCCCUCUCGCCACCCCACCUCACCUUCCCGCCCAGCCACUUCUCCGUCGAGACACRCAGCUCCUCCAGAGGGCAGCGAAGGGAGCAAAAGCAAGCGAGCCUCGACGCACUCGGACUAUCAUGAGGAAGAGUGGGAGAAGGUUUGGUUAAAUGUCGAUAAAAGCCUGGAGUGUGUGAUCCAGACGGUGGACCGGCUGCUGCAGAGGGACAAACUCCAGAGCGACAGCAGCUCUGAGGACGUCUUUCUGCUCGCCAACGAAGUUCCGAGUAGCAUUAAGAAAGAAAGCAGUCCAGAAGUUGAAAAGAAAUCUCCAGGCGAAUGGAACGAAGUGCUGUAUCCCCUCCUCACCACCCUGACAGAAUGUGUGUCUCUGAUGAGCGACAAAGCAAAGAAAGCCUUGGUGUUUCUGCUGAUGCAGGACAGCGCCCCCACCAUCGCCAUGAGCCUCACUAUGCAGUAUCGUCGCGACGUUGUUUUCUGCCAGACGCUGACGGCGCUGAUCUGCGGCUUCGUUCUCAAGCUGAGGAACUGUCUCUGCGACUCGGGCUUCCUGCGGCAGCUGCACACCAUCGGCUUGCUGGUUCAGUAUGAGAGUCUGCUCAGCACCUACGGGGAGGAGUUGGCCAUGCUGGAGGACAUGAGUGUUGGCGUGAUGGACCUGAGGAAUGUCACCUUUAAGGUUACCCAGGCAACCUCUGGUUUCAGCCCCGACAUGCUGCCAGUGAUCACGGGGAACAGGACUGGGUUUAACGUCAGGGUUCCCGUGCCUGGCGUGAUGUUCGACACGUUGCCAAGAGAGAUCCAGAACGGGAUGUUGCUUCGGGUGCAGCCCAUCCUGUUCAACGUGGGCAUCAAUGAGCAGCAGACGCUGGCUGAGAAAUUUGGAGACACGUCGCUCCAAGACGUCAUCAAUAUGGAGAACAUGACUCGCCUCAGUUCAUAUUAUGACCAGUUCAAAGAAGUCCUUCCAGAAGACUGUCUCCCUCGGACCCGCAGCACCACCACUCUGCCCGACAUCCUCAAGCUGCUGAGUCAGAAUGUGAACGCCAAGAAAAGCAAAAACGUAGAAAUCCUGUGGCAGGCAGCCGAGGCAUGUCGCCGCCUGAACGGCGUCCGCUUCACCAGCUGUAAAAGCGCCAAGGACCGCACAGCCAUGUCCCUGACCCUGGAGCAAUGUCAGAUCCUGCAGCAGGAGCACGCCAUGGCGCCGCAGGUCUUCUACCAGGCCUUGGAUUGCAUGCGCAGUGAGGGCUGCAGGAGGGAGAACACCAUGAAGAAUGUGGGAUGUCGAAAAUAUGCCUUCAACUCUCUUCAGCUCAAGGCCUUCCCCAAACAGUACCGCCCCCCAGAAGGGACAUACGGGAAAGUUGAGACCUAAGUGGACUCAUAUUUGUUGGAACCAAAAAACAAAAAAACAUAUAUGAAAGACUGAAAAAUUAUACAUAUAUAUGUUUAAAAAAAAAAGACAACAAUAUCAAACAAAAACUGACACAGCCGCCCCUGGUUUUGUGUUUAGUCCGUGUUAGGAUAAUCAGUGUCCAAGUGCCGGUUCUGUUAGAUUUGUUUCAAAAUGUUUCCUCCCCCCAUCUUAGCUUUGCUACUAGAAUCACAAUUCACAGCUAAUGUGAGGCUUUCUGUGUCACAUUGUAGGCYGUGUCAUCAUGGCUGCACCGGCUGUAGCAUCUGGAGGUUUGCAGCCAUGCUGGAUCAACAAUAUUAUCUUUUCUGUCUAAAAAAUAACAUAAAAUGUGUUUAUAUGAGAGACAGGCUACAGUCCAGGAAAAAACUACAAACCACGGAUUUAUUYURUUUUWUUUUKUUGUUGUUAUUUUUUUAUAUUAUUAUUAUCAUUAUUUUUGUGUCUAAUUUAAAUAUUUCAGAAAAACAAGCCCAAAUAUCAUGGCUUUGUCUGGGGGRAAAAGUAAUCACCCCAUUGUUAAAUCAUAUAUUAACUGGGUUUGAAGAAAUUAAAACUGUUUUUGCUCCACUUGACAAACUCAGACCGGAUUCCUGCCUGACCUGUAAAAUAAAAAAAAAACCUACUGGACAACACAAAGUAGGCUUAAAUAUCUCAAAAGUAACAGAGCAUAAAGAAAACCGAGAGCAGAUGAGACAUAGACUAACUUUCAUCUAUCACCAUGGACAUGGUUACAAAAUUCUUUCUAAUGUUUUGGGACACUGGUAAGCCAUAAUGUGAGUUAUUAUCAACAGAGAAAAUAUAUAACAACGGAGAACCACCCCCACCAGACAAAGGGUUUUGAGUGGUCUAGUCCAAGUUCAGACUUAAAUCAGACUGCUGUGUGACCUCAAACAGGUCCUUGAAUGUGGCAGAAUUACAGCAGUUCUGCCAAAAAGAUCAGGCCRAUUUUUUUUUCYCAAAGAAAUGUAAAGCUUCAUUAGCACUUAAUGGAAAUGUUAUAGAGGUUAUUACGCUUAUUAGGUUUACAAGAGAUUUUCAUAAAAAUUGACUUUUUUUUCCUUAUUUGAUUAGUAAUAUUAUUAUUUUUUUUUUAAACUGUAGUUUUUAAUUUGUCUGAUAUUAAAGUCUGUUUGAUUACCUGCAACAAUUAAUUUUGAUGUUAAUAAAAACAGAAUAAAUCUGUUAGGGGAAAACACUUUUGCACUGUAUGGCACCUGUUUGUCCUUGUCAACACUGUUAUUAUUGGAUGUCAUCUAAAUAGCUGAUAUAACAACASACAAACUUUGUGUUCUUUUUUUACUUUCAACAUGCAUUAACAAAAGCCUUAUUAUAUCGGUUAUUUAACUUCGUCGCAGAGCCUGCUGACUUGAUUUGCCAUAAGUAAAAACCUGUUACUGAGCACAGUUGAGUUGUUUUAGAGAGGAAUUCCAAAACUGCAUAAAGUUAAUAGAGACAUUUUUUUUAAAAUAAGUUCAAUUAAGUUUGAUGCAUYUUUAGAAGCUUCAAAAAUGAACUCAAGGCAAACGUUUGGACAUCCUGAAGGGUCAUCCUAAUUUCUAUGCAAGAAAGAAGUCGUAAUAUUUUCUUAAACUAUGUAAACUUUUCAUCAUUUGCCUUCUGCUCUACUAUUUGAAAGUGUUUUCUACAUUUAGACAUGCCUUAGGUUUUAAAGUCGCAGUAUGAAAACCUUCUCUCGGCUCUAUUUAGUUGUAGAAUUGUGGAUUUAGAGUUGUGCUUUGUUGGAGCCAUCUUGUUUUCAUCUUUAUGUUGAAGCUAUAACACUUCCUGUAUUAGUGAAUAAUGGCCCAGCCAAUCACACGGCAGCAAUUGAGUUAAUUUGAACAUCUAGAUGUGGUCAAAAUAACUUGCUGAGCAUCAGAAUGGUUCCUGUCCAGAAGGCAUUUCUAUAUUGGAAACURGAAAAUUSCUAMGCUGCUUGAGGCCUUUUGUAGCUUUCAUUUCCUUUUUGUAUGAGAGGGGAAAAAUAAAAUUAUAAAGAGUUGACGUAUUUGUUAAGAUUCGUAAUUGGAAUGAUYUCCCAUCCAAACAGUAUGGGAGGUAUAUAUCGGUAUAUUGCUGUUUAUCGGUCAGUACUUGAAAUACGUUGAAAAUUGACAUGUUUUAUCCRGAAGGCAAAGUCUAAUUUAACUAAGGCAAUUCUUCCAUUGAUCCCAAUCACAUUUAGAUAUCUUUUUAGAUAUCUUCAUCCAGGCAUUUUUUUUUAUUUUCAGUCAAAUUUUACCUUUUUUAGCAACACCUUUACAGUGAAAUUUUGCUUCGGAAGUGAGUUUUCCUGUUUAAAUCGCUAUACGAGACAUAUCUCUGACAUGCUAAUUAAAGUCCAAACACUUUCUAAAAGUGAUCCAAUGUAUUAGAAAUGUGAUGUGCUGUUUGGUUUUAUUUCCAUUUUUAUUCCCAUUAUUUGUAUUGUUUGGCUCUUUAACUUUGUGCUUUUGGAGUUUGUCUUCUACUUGGUCMCAGCUGGCAAGAGUUUGACUGGUGGUGCACUUACUGUAUAUUAUGUAUUAAAUACAAACUACAGUGUAGAUCCACUUCUUAAUACUUAAUAAAUCUUAGUACAUAUUCCUAACCUUUUUGAAGGAAACAUUAUCUAGGACCAGCAUUCACAGAGUACAGGUGCAGAAAAGAUGGAAAUCAGAAAAUAAACAUUCUGUUUUUGAUCAUUUUGYGCUAUUUGCUCACAGUCAACAGAAAUUCAAAGUCACACCAGCAAAACUUGACUAGUAGACUGGAUUCAUAGCAGAUGUGUGAAGUAAAACUUUACCCAACACUGAGUCAGAUCAGAUGAGACGCUGUCAUUCAGAGAUGCUGACAUGUUCCACUCCGUUGUUUAUAUUAACGCAGCAAUGCAGAUGAUCUGCUUUGGUAUCAGCUCAGAAACCUUCCACUGGUCCUUCGCUGCACUGCGGGAUGAAAGCUGUUGAAGAAUUUAUUGGCUUUAUGUUUGUGCUCAUUUCUCUAACACAACUUUUUGUCACUUUUGACAAUAAGCACACAAAUAUUCUGGGGACCUUUCAAACAUUUUCUUUCACGAAACUGUUACAUUUACAAAUUACAACGUCUCAAUUAUAACUUAAYGAAUGCUAYGCUUUUGGAUUCUACUUGCAUGAAGAUUAAGUAUGCUGCAGCACAUUCAGCUUAAAUGUGUUGCAGUUGUUUUGCCUUUCAGAUUUCCCAUAAACCUGGAAACACUAUUAGCCUGAGUUACAACAAACACCAGUAACAGUUUCAUUUAUCAGCUCUGGCCUUCAGUAUAUUGUAUGUUUUCUCUGAGUGAUGGAUUGUAUUUUCAGCUAUUUCUUCUCCUUUAAGAGUAUGUUCACCUGUUACUGACCAAAAUAUGACCUUAUUUUAAUAGUACACGCCCACAACAAUGGCAGAGUGCUCUACCUACUGGGAAUGGGUUAAAACUGAAUAAUGAAUAAAGGACUGUUGAAACCA